CCCCCCUUAUUUUCCUUCUCCCUCUCCCUCUAGGCGGCGUCCCCAUUUGAUCGCGCCCGGGCACCAGACGGACGUGGCGGCAGCUGAGCACCGCGAGAUACAAGGCGGUCGAAGGACGAGACCAUGAGCGAAUCCUCGACGAGAGAGAAGAACCGGGGGACGAAGGACCACGCCGAAAGCGAGCGUUCGGGGCGGAAGAGCGUCGACUCGGCGGCGUCGGACGCGGGGACGGUGGACCAGCGGCUGGAGGGGCUGCCGCACAUCGAGGCGUUCGGGCACCGGUACCACGCGUCGGGGAAGAUCUUCUUCCCGUCGGACCGGGCGGAGCGGGAGCGCAACGAGAUCCAGCACCGGCUGUUCCGGCUGUGCCUGGACGGGGAGCUGACCGCGACGCGGCUGCCGCGGGACGUGGGCCGGAUCGCGGACCUGGGCACGGGCACGGGCGUGUGGGCGGUCGAGAUGGCGGCGCGGUACCCGCAGGCGCGCAUCGUCGGCGUCGACGUGUACCCGAUGCAGCGGCGCAAGGGCGUGCCGCCCAACGUGCGCUUCGCCGUCGCCGACGUCGAGGACGCCUGGGACGGCUUCGCGGCCGCCGACGCGUCGCUCGACUUCGUCCACGCGCGCGGCCUCGCCGGCGGCGUCCGCGACUGGCCCGCCCUCCUGCGCCGCGCCCGCGCCAAGCUGCGCCCCGGCGGCCUCUUCGAGAUGACCGAGAUCCACAUGCAGGUCUUCGACUUCGACGGCAAGUUCGCCGAGACCGAGGCCUUCCCCGGCUUCCUCCAGCUCUUCCGCGACCUCGGCGCCCGCGUCGGCAUGGAGUUCAACCCCAGCCCCCUCGCCCUCGACUGGCUCAUCGACGCCGACUUCGAGAAGAUCGUCCAGCGCAGCGAGAUCCUCCCCCUCGGCACCUGGGCCGGCGACGAGAAGCUCCAGGCCCGCCAGGCGCUGAUGAACAAGAUAAUAGCGGAUCACCUCGAUAACCACUGCGGUUUACUAUUCACAAAGUGCGGAUUGGACAAGGCGGAUUUCGAGAAGAAGAUACCCCCGCUCUGGGAGGAGCUUAGAAGACUAGACAAGCGACCGUAUAUAACAGCCAUCUUUACGACUGCGAGAAAACCUCGCGAAUAGGAAUAAGCAUGACGCCGGGUAGAGAGAGCGAAAGAGGGGAGGGGGGGCGUCCGGCGCGUCGGGUCUUGAAAACAGGUCGUUUAUUACUUUACUAUCAGGCUCAUACUCCUGGCAACAGAGGAGAGCCGUGGCCUCUGAUCGAGCAGGAUAUACGCACGGCCUUUGGCCGG
This is a messenger RNA of Durotheca rogersii, 1298 nucleotides long. Its product is annotated as S-adenosyl-L-methionine-dependent methyltransferase. Lineage: Eukaryota; Fungi; Ascomycota; Sordariomycetes; Xylariales; Xylariaceae. The transcript is spliced from 4 exons. Bases 124 to 1128 code for a protein of 334 amino acids. The record is from RefSeq and is a predicted model, not a curated record. Gene Ontology annotation, molecular function: methyltransferase activity.